This is a messenger RNA of Purpureocillium lilacinum, 894 nucleotides long. RefSeq lists its product as uncharacterized. The record is from RefSeq and is a predicted model, not a curated record. Lineage: Eukaryota; Fungi; Ascomycota; Sordariomycetes; Hypocreales; Ophiocordycipitaceae.
AUGGCGCCUGUACGUCGAUACCUGAGGAUCACAAAGUACUCUGUACUUGAGUGCCGCAUCUACCUCGACAACCCAGCCUUGGCGCAGUCAUGGCUGCUGAACCCGCGCGACCCGGUCCUGCCACGGGUCAUUGAGAGCAUCCGUCCACUGGUGCUGCCGAAGCUGCGCGAGGAGAAGGAGCGGGAGCGGGCCAAGAAGAAGAGCUCGAAGAAGAAGAACGUCAAAGAUGUCAUUGUGCAGGAUGACUUUGAGGUGUCCAUGUUCCUCACAGAGACGAGCACGCGGCACUCACUUCUCACGAAGCAAAAGCACUUUCGCGAAACGGCGCCGCUAAUGAUGCAGUCCAACUCGACGCGCCUUAUGGGGGAGACCAACGACAUGCCCGUCGACGUCGACGCGGAGAGCACGCCUCCGCCUGUCGUGCUCCGCGAGGAGAGCGACGACGACGACGGCUUGCGGCUUGCCAAGAUACCUCUCGCGGGUCCGAGACAGAAGAGGCGACGAAGGAGAGCGGAUACGGGUGGACAGCAUGGCGAGGAUACGUCGGACGCGGACCCGUCAGAUGACGACGGCCCAGAAUCGGCAAUUGAGAUUGACUCUGACGCCGAGGAGCCCGCAGCAAAGCGGCCCCGAGGUGCGGCCGAGUCUGAUGCGGGCGAGGAGGAUGACAAGAAGAAGCUGGCAAUGGACGUAUCGUACGAAGGUUUCGCCAUCUACGGGCGGGUGCUGUGCCUGGUCGUCAAGCGGCGAGACACCAGGGCGCAGCUGUCGCAUGCAAUAGCCGACGGGCGCGGGGCGGCCAAGGCCACGGCCACGGCGGGGCAAGGACAGGCCAAGAUGGAGAAUUGGAUCACGUCGACGCAGAUCCCGUUGGGCGAGGAGGAGAUGCCGUGA